Messenger RNA from Geosmithia morbida, 1563 nucleotides. Its product is annotated as MFS transporter, ACS family, pantothenate transporter. The transcript is spliced from 2 exons. Gene Ontology annotation, biological process: pantothenate import across plasma membrane. Lineage: Eukaryota; Fungi; Ascomycota; Sordariomycetes; Hypocreales; Bionectriaceae. The annotation marks the transcript as partial. The record is from RefSeq and is a predicted model, not a curated record. Gene Ontology annotation, cellular component: plasma membrane. Gene Ontology annotation, molecular function: pantothenate transmembrane transporter activity.
AAAUCUUCACUCUCCGACAUGGCCCGAUCACGACUCUAUGACUACUUCCACACCCAGUACCAACCCGGCGAGCGGUUGCUGCUCGUGAAGAUCGACUUCUUCAUCCUGACCUUUUGCUGCGUGAGCUACUUUGUCAACUACCUCGACCGCACCAACCUCAACAAUGCAUACGUGUCCGGCAUGAAGGAGGAUCUGGGCUUCGUCGGAGACCAGCUCAACCAGAUCAACACAUGCUUCACCGUCGGCUAUGUCAUCGGUCAGAUCCCCUCCAAUAUGGCGCUGCACUACUGGCGGCCGCGCUACUUCUUCCCGCUCACCAUGCUCCUCUGGGGUGCUCUCACCAUGGUGACGGCGUCUGCGCAGCGGCCGCAGUCCAUCAUGGCCAUCCGCUUCUUUCAGGGCAUAUUCGAAUCCACGUCCUUCGUGGGAGCCCAUUACAUCCUGGGAUCGUGGUACACGGAAAAGGAGUUGGGGAAGCGUAGCGGUCUGUUCACAUCCUCAGGUCUGGCCGGUACCCUCAUCGGCGGCUUCAUCCAGACCGGCAUUCACGAGUCGCUCGACGGCCGCCACGGACUCUCCGGCUGGAGGUGGCUCUUCAUCAUCGACGGGCUCCUCACAGUCCCCGUCGCUCUAUACGGCUUCCUUCUCUUCCCAGACACUCCGCACACCACCACGGCAUUCUACCUCACCGACCAGGAGAGAGCUCUGGCACAAGCUCGCGUCCCCGAGCAGCGGGAGACGGAGACCCACAUUCCCGGUGCAGGCCCGGACACGAGCAAGCUCAAGGCCAUCCUGGUCUAUGCGCGUAUGGUGCUCUCAUCCUGGUACUGGUGGGGGUUCGUCAUCCUGUGGAUCUUGGCCGGUGAGACGGAGUCGUUCAGCACCAACGCCACGCUGGCCCUCUACAUGAAGAGUCAUCCGACAAACAGCUACACCGUCCCGCAGCUCAACAACUACCCAUCAGGCGUCCCGGCCGUCGGCAUCAUCUCGACGCUCUUCUGGGCAACGCUGACCGACUUUUACGGUGGCAAGCGCUACCUCGUCGCCUACUUUGUGGGCAUCACCGGUAUCUGCACGGCCGCCAUGGUCUUGGCUGCCGGCCGGGACCCGACAAGCGCACUCUCGACGCGUGUGACAUUUGCCGGAUACUACUGGGCCGGUUCCAUCUAUGCUUGCCAGGCCACCUUCUUUGCCUGGUGCAACGAUACGAUGCGUUUCGAAGACGGCCUCUUCCGCGCCGUCGUCUUGGCCGGCAUGAACCUGGGCAGCAACGCCGUCAAUGCCUGGUGGAGCAUUGUCUUUUACGGAGCAUCGUAUGCCCCUUGGUUCAACGUGAGUCUAUCUACCGCCCUUGUGCAUACCCCUUUCGCCCUUGGCUGUCAUGUACUUACACAGAUUCAGCGCGGGAUGUGGGCUAUGAUUGCGGUGUCUGUUGCUCUGAUGAUAUGGGCUAGUGCAAUGAUAUUGCUCGAACGCCGGGACAAGAAGCGUCGUGCUGUUCUCCACGGAAAGGAAUCAGCUUCAGAAUCGGGUGUCAAGUUACAGAAGCCAGAAGAAGCCUAG